Drosophila subpulchrella is the source of this 1568-nucleotide messenger RNA. It is a transcript of the gene Tango9, whose product is annotated as solute carrier family 35 member F6. Lineage: Eukaryota; Metazoa; Arthropoda; Insecta; Diptera; Drosophilidae. Bases 272 to 1396 code for a protein of 374 amino acids. The record is from RefSeq and is a predicted model, not a curated record. Gene Ontology annotation, molecular function: pyrimidine nucleotide-sugar transmembrane transporter activity. Gene Ontology annotation, biological process: pyrimidine nucleotide-sugar transmembrane transport. The transcript has 4 exons. Gene Ontology annotation, cellular component: Golgi membrane; intracellular membrane-bounded organelle.
AAUAAAAAAACAAACAAAAGUCCCUUAAAAACGAACUAAUAAACAUUACUCAUCUUAAAAUUGCAAGAUAAUUGGAUAGUAAAUCUUGAAAACAGCGAGUUACAGGCUACAAUACUUGGAGCAAGUUACAUAGAGCUGUGGAAGAGCAGUCAAUUACCAAGCUGGCCGCACUUUUUUGCACUUAUUACUGCGCAGUCACAAUCGCGAAAUGCACGAAUUGCACAAAGAACAUCAAUAUUUGUAAAUCGAAUUAGCGAGAACUGCACCCAGGAUGGAUGCUUUCCGCCGCAGAAUGGAACCUCGUCAUUACGUGUCGCUGACCUUUGCGCUCAUCGGCACCUUCAACGUUCUGAUAGUGAAGUGGGCCAAUCAACAGCAGGUGAUUGGCAGCGAUGGAAAACUGCACGGAUUCCAGCAUCCGGUGGUCUUCACCCUACUCAUGUUUCUCGGCGAGUUCCUGUGUUUCGUGGUUUUCAAGCUGAUCCGCCUGAUCUCCAAUCGUCGGGGAGCCAUCGCCGAUCUGGACAGGAUCCUGACUCAGGACAGCAGUGAGUUCAGCCCUUUGAGCAUGAUCCUGCCCACGGUGCUGGAUACGGCAGCCUCUAUUCUGCUGUUCACCGGACUUUACUUGACUUACGCCUCGAGUUUCCAGAUGAUAAGAGGCGCGGCUCUGAUUUUCGCGGGUAUCUUCAGUACCAUGUUUUUGAACCACUCGCUUACCGGACGCCACUGGCUGGCUUUCUUCAUCAUUUCCUGCGGCCUGUUGGGCAUCGUCGGUCAAGACGUUCAGCGCGUUAGCUACGACCAGGUCACAUUGCCGUACACGGACCGUCAAGCCAUCUUGACCGGCGACUUGCUCAUUAUCAUUGCCGAAAUUUUGCACGGUCUGCAGUAUGUCUACGAGGAGAAGCAGCUCAAGACCUCGAAUGUGACACCUUUGCAAGCUGCCGGCUGGCAGGGAAUUUUCGGGUUAGCCAUCACCUCGAUUUUGGCCAUUUGCAUGCACUUCUUGCCAACCGUGAGUCCCUUUACCGAGAGCUCGCGAGCUGUCUUCGACGAUUGGAGUGAUCUGCUUGAGGGUCUGAAGGAGAAUCCCUCUUUGAUUAUGGCUCUGAUUGCCUUCGCCGUCUCGUGUGCCCUGUACAACUUUAUUGGCCUAUUAAUUGCGAUGAACUCGUCCAGCACCACGCGCAUAUUGGCCGAUGGUAUACGCGUGUACUUUAUCUGGGUGUUCGUAAUCAACAUGGACUGGGAGAUCUUGAAUUGGGUCACGAUCGUGGGCUUCCUCAUCGUGCAAAUGGGCAGCAUUCACUACCGGAAGGGCCUUUUCCUUGGCGUAGACUUGAAUUCGGAGAACGAAGAUGUUCCAAACAGCCGGCCCGCGGAUGUAAUCUAAGGAAACUGAGGGAUUUGUGGAGUGAAAAGAGUUCUGACAUCCGUUCAAGGUGGAUUGUGAUAAGAGAGAUGGGCUGCAAGCCAACCCUAGGCUGAUUCUUGAAAAUUACUUAUCGAUUGUAAAAGUUUAACAUGUAGCACCAUUAAGCAAAUACACACGAAAUGUUAAAUGA